GAGAAACGUUCUUCACUAAACAUUUCUGUGUGGGUAUAGCAUAGGAUCUUCACUAAACAUUUCUGUGUGGGUAUAGCAUAGCAUCUUCACUAAACAUUUCUGUGUGGGUAUAGCGGAAAGUAUGGAACAAAGAGAGGGCGAAAAAUUUGAUGAAAAUUGGUGGGUUGUUCAAAUUGAAUCAGGAUUAGAGAGCGAAGAGAGAUCAGAUGAAUCCCACGAUGGUCUUAUUCAUACCGUUCCAAAGUCUCUCUUGACCAAAACCCCUGAGUUCUAUCAUCCUCAAGUCAUCUCCUUGGGUCCUUACCAUUUUCAGAUAAAAGAUCCACAAAGAAAUGACAUCGAACUUCUAAAGUCAGAAGUGGCAAGAAAGAUGAACCGUAAAAUCGAAGGUGGCCUAAAAUCGGUGAUGGAAAAGUUUAAGAAGGAAGGAGUCCAGGAUAGAAUAAAGAAAAGCUAUGCUAAAAAUUUUGAGCUUAAAAGUGAAGCGUGCGCGUGGAUGAUAGCGAGGGAUGCCUGUUUUGUUCUAGAGGUCCUCGACAGAUUUGGAAAAGAUGAAGAUCAAGAGAAAAGCAGGAAGGCUGUCAUCGAUAGUACUCUUAGCAGGAAACGACAUCAUCCUCUGUUGACAGAAAUUGUGAAAGAUAUGCUCAAGAUGGAAAAUCAGCUACCAUUCUGGGCAUUGGAGGAAAUUAGGCUUGAUAUUGAGGGAUCAAAUGCUGAUGUCUGGUUUGAGUCGGCACUAAAAAAUGUAUCCCCCAUCAAAGUAGCAGAAGAGAGGAAGCGAGAAUAUCACAGAGAAUCGCAUAUCUUGCAAUUGCUUCAUGACUACAUUAUUGACAAGCAAGACACCGUGUCCCACGAUAAACAGACAGGAUCCACAUAUGCCCUUUUGAUAAGGAGAUAGAGAAACAUGUUCCAACCGUAGAGGAACUAAAGAGAGUAGGAGUGAAAUUCAAGAAAUUGAGGGGUGACAAAUAGGAAUUAGUCACAUUAAGUUCGAAGAGAGUG
Cryptomeria japonica (Japanese cedar) is the source of this 1008-nucleotide messenger RNA. Its product is annotated as putative UPF0481 protein At3g02645. The coding region runs from base 122 to 904 and encodes 260 amino acids. NCBI's taxonomy places the organism in Eukaryota, Viridiplantae, Streptophyta, Pinopsida, Cupressales, Cupressaceae. The record is from RefSeq and is a predicted model, not a curated record. The transcript is spliced from 2 exons.